AUGGAACUCUUGGUCACUGAAACAAACCGCUACGCUUCGCUGUGCCUAGGUGAAGAAAGGUAUGAGUCAUGGGACCCAGUAACUGAAGAAGACAUCUUUGCCUACUUUGGCGUAAUGAUAGGAAUGGGGCUGAUCAAAUUACCAUCUAUAGCCGAUUACUGGCGUACAGAUCCCCUAUUUCACUGCAGCAUUAUAGCCGACAACAUGACCAGGGAUAGGUUCUUCCAAAUACACCGUUUUCUUCACUUUUUUGAUAACAGUUUCCUUUUAUCACCUUCUGAUCCUAGUUAUGAUUGUCUUUGUAAAGUGCGUAAAUUCCUCACUCUCAUCGAAGACCACUUCGUUUCACUGUAUAAUCCUCACUGUCAAUGUGCUGUUGAUGAGGCAAUGAUCAAGUAUAAGGGUCGUUCGUCUCUGAAGCAGUACAUGCCCAUGAAACCUGUAAAGAGAGGAAUAAAGGUAUGGGCAAGGGCUGACAGUACCAAUGGCUAUAUAUCAAGAUUCCAAGUAAAUACUGGAAAAGAAGAUUCAUCUGAAGUAGGAUUAGGAAACCGAGUGAAUAUAUUUUAUCCAUUGUAUUAA
Amphimedon queenslandica is the source of this 582-nucleotide messenger RNA. Its product is annotated as piggyBac transposable element-derived protein 4-like. NCBI's taxonomy places the organism in Eukaryota, Metazoa, Porifera, Demospongiae, Haplosclerida, Niphatidae. The transcript is spliced from 2 exons. The record is from RefSeq and is a predicted model, not a curated record. The coding region runs from base 1 to 582 and encodes 193 amino acids.